AUGCCACAGGGUUCCAGCGCAAUGCCACCGCGGUCCACCGACAUGCCAUCAAGUCUCAUUGGCAUGCUACAGCGGCCAACAGCCAUGGUAACGGAGCCCACCACCAUGUCACCGCGGCACAUCACCUUGCAGCCGCGGCUCAACGCCAUGCAACCGCGGACCAACCCCAAGCAAACACGACCCACCGCGAUGCCUUUGAGGCUCACCGCCAUACCACCGCGGCCAACCGCCAAGCCAUUUAGGACCACUGCUAUGCCACCGCGGUUUAUCGCCAUGCCGUCUAAGUCAACUGCAAUGCCACUGCUUCCCAACGCCAUGCCAUCGCGGCCCCCCGAGACAUCUACUUGA
Messenger RNA from Dreissena polymorpha, 348 nucleotides. Its product is annotated as mucin-2-like. NCBI's taxonomy places the organism in Eukaryota, Metazoa, Mollusca, Bivalvia, Myida, Dreissenidae. The coding region runs from base 1 to 348 and encodes 115 amino acids. The transcript has a single exon. The record is from RefSeq and is a predicted model, not a curated record.